Ilex paraguariensis (yerba mate) is the source of this 231-nucleotide messenger RNA. The record is from the annotation of a GenBank genome assembly. Lineage: Eukaryota; Viridiplantae; Streptophyta; Magnoliopsida; Aquifoliales; Aquifoliaceae.
AUGUCCAGUGAGACACUAAUAAUUCUUUGGGAAGACUCUGAUACCAUCCACUGUCUGUCAGCAGCAAAGAAGAAUGAGAUCCAAUACUUGAUGGAUAUGUUGAAAAGGGUGGAAGAACAGAAAUGCAUCAUCAGUGCUCGUGUUGAACUCCUACGAAAGGAAACACAAGAUUUCUCAGGAGCUGCAGAUGCCAUUGAGAAGCAAUACUGUGAUCCAAUGAUCCACGAUUAG